Molecule: messenger RNA, 600 nt
Organism: Procambarus clarkii (red swamp crayfish)
Lineage: Eukaryota; Metazoa; Arthropoda; Malacostraca; Decapoda; Cambaridae
Source: RefSeq, a predicted model, not a curated record
AUGCAGCUACAACUGCCCUAUGCCAUGUACAUGCAGCUACAACUGCCCUAUGCCAUGUACAUGCAGCUACAACUGCCCUAUGCCAUGUACAUGCAGCUACAACUGCCCUAUGCCAUGUACAUGCAGCUACAACUGCCCUAUGCCAUGUACAUGCAGCUACAACUGCCCUAUGCCAUGUACAUGCAGCUACAACUGCCCUAUGCUCUGUACAUGCAGCUACAACUGCCUUAUGCUGUGUACAUGCAGCUACAACUGCCCUAUGCUGUGGAUAUGCAGCUACAACUGCCUUAUACUGUGUACAUGCAGCUACAACUGCCCUAUGCUGUGUACAUGCAGCUACAACUGCCCUAUGCUGUGUGCAUGCAGCUACAACUGCCCUAUACUGUGUACAUGCAGCUACAACUGCCCUAUGCUGUGGAUAUGCAGCUACAACUGCCUUAUGCUGUGUACAUGCAGCUACAACUGCCCUAUACUGUGUGCAUGCAGCUACAACUGCCUUAUGCUGUGUACAUGCAGCUACAACUGCCCUGUGCUGUGUACAUGCAGCUACAACUGCCCUAUGCCAUGUACAUGCAGCUACAACUGCCCUAUGCCAUGUAA